AUGCUUCUACUAGCCUUGAGCGAUGCGCACAUCCCUGAGCGGGCAAUCGAUCUACCGCACAAAUUCAAGAAACUGAUAGGCGUUCCCAACAAGAUCCAACAGGUGGUUCUUCUCGGGAACUGCACCAAGAGCCAUAGCUUUCUCCAAUUCGUAAAUCAAAUCUCCCCCAAUGUAGUGAGUGUCAGGGGAGAGUUCGACAACAAAACGUUAGCCUCCAGCAAGACCUCCAGGGAGGAAAUACCACUCAACACCAUCCUCAAGCAGGGAGACUUCACCAUCGGCUGCUGUAACGGGUACACGAUAGUGCCGAAGAGCGAUCCGCUGUCGUUGCUGACAUUCGCGCGACAACUCAACGUGGACAUCGUGCUGUGGGGUGGCACCCACAACGUGGAGGCCUACACGCUAGAGGGGAAGUUUUUCAUCAACCCCGGGACCUGUACGGGCGCCUUUAGCGCCGAUUGGCCGGCCGCGCAGGAUUCCGAGCCCGGGGCGGCGGAGCAGCCGAGGUCUGACGCGGCGGAAACGACGACGCAACAGGCAUCUGGGGAAGCUGCACAAAGCGACGGUCGCACCACGCCAAGCGCAGGCCAGACCGAGGAUCCCAGCGGGGCCCACGGGCCUGCGACCCAGCCGGAAAACUCCGAUUCAGCCGCAGAGCCCAACGCCCACCCCAAUGCCGGUGCGGAUGACUUCGACGAGGGAUUGAAAAAUGUCCCCAGUUUCUGCCUACUCGACAUCCAGGGCUCUACCUGCACAUUAUACAUAUACACCUACGUGGACGACGAGGUGAAGGUGGACAAAAUCGUAUACAACAAGGGCUGA
Lachancea dasiensis is the source of this 822-nucleotide messenger RNA. The record is from the annotation of a GenBank genome assembly. NCBI's taxonomy places the organism in Eukaryota, Fungi, Ascomycota, Saccharomycetes, Saccharomycetales, Saccharomycetaceae.